Naegleria fowleri is the source of this 1230-nucleotide messenger RNA. RefSeq lists its product as uncharacterized. Gene Ontology annotation, cellular component: tRNA (m1A) methyltransferase complex; nucleus. Gene Ontology annotation, biological process: tRNA methylation. The transcript has a single exon. The record is from RefSeq and is a predicted model, not a curated record. Lineage: Eukaryota; Heterolobosea; Eutetramitea; Acrasida; Naegleriidae. The coding region runs from base 1 to 1230 and encodes 409 amino acids.
AUGAGUGAACCCGAGAAGAAGAAAACCAAAACACCAGCAGCCAACAACAACACCAAACCUCUUCCGAAGAAUGAAGAAUUGGAACAAAUCAGAAAAACACUCCUUCUCUCUUUGGUUCCAUCCAUGAAUGAUAAGAGUGAAAUUUAUAACACUAAACAAAUUAUUUCAUUAGCCGAUAAAAAUUCAAACAAAAUUCGAGAGGGUGAUAUGGUGGUUUUCUUCAUUAACCAUGAUAUUAUGAAAGCGGAAGUGAUUAAAAAGGGACAUACUUUUGAUUGUCGGUUUGGUUCCUUUUUACAUGAGAAUAUCAUUGGAAAACCUUUCGGUUCUAAAAUAUAUAGUCAUGUCGAUAAACGUCCUCGUAAAAAGGAUGACGACUCGACUACCGACACCAAAAGACCCUUUGUCUACGUUCUCAAACCAACUCCUCAUUUGUGGACACUUGUUUUAAAGCACAGAACUCAAAUUUUAUAUCAUGCAGAUAUCAGUUUGAUUUUAACACAUUUCCGACUACGCCCAGGUAGCAUUGUUAUUGAAGCUGGAACUGGUAGUGGUUCUCUUUCGACAAGUAUUUCUAGGUCAAUUAUGCCAAACGGUCAAUUAUUCACUUUUGAAUAUCACAAGGAAAGAUUUUUGCAGGCUGUCAAUGAGUUUAGGUCCAAUGGACUCUACAAUAUUACCAUCACCAAUGGUGACGUUUGCCUCAAUGGAUUCAAUCCCAAUGAAACAACAUUACAUAUUAUUUUGAGCGAUACUUUGAGACCAAAACAUGAAGCCUCACUUAUUCUUGGCCAGGAUAAGACAGAAACUGUGGACGCUGUUUUCCUUGAUUUACCAAAGCCUUGGCUAUGCAUUCCUAAUGUUUUCAGACUUCUCAAAGUUGGAGGUAAAUUCUGUGGUUUCAGUCCAUGCAUUGAACAAAUUCAAGAGACUGCAAAUGCCUUGAGAGAAUUUGAUUUUGUUGAAAUCAAAACAGUGGAAUGUUUGGUGAAGGAGUAUAUGAGUUCUGUUGUGGAUAUGACAUCGGUGGAUCACUAUUUCACAAAGAAAGAUCAAUCAAGUUCAACUGCUGAACCUAGCGAUAAUAAUGGCACAGGAGAAGGCUCUUCAUCAUCUUCAACUACUCCUUCAUCUUCAGGAACAAUGCGAAAACUCUUCACUGCCGUUCCAGAAAUGAAAGGUCACACUGGAUAUUUGAUUUUUGCCACUAAAUUUCAUUUGAAAGAAUAA